UACAUUCAGUGCUUAACACCGUCGACUUCAGAACGAAUACUAUUUAUAUAUAUUUUGUCAAACAUUUUUUCUCUAUAUCAUUGGACUUGUGUCAGAUGGAUGUUGGCUUGCUAUACAACUUCAUCGUAGUCGUAUAUGGAAUGUCCUUAUUGUCACCAGUCGCUUUUAAUGUGCGUGAAAGCCUUCAAAUGACAGAGCCGAUAGUCGAUUUGGCGUACGAACGAACGAACAGAGAAUAUAAACUAGCAAUCCAUCUACUGUGGUCCGAUGUGCUGAGAUUAAACACACUCUAUGGAACUCGGCUAAUAACACAUGCUGUUUGGAUCGUUAUUGAGGCGCAUGAUUUACACCUUGCGUCUAUGGUUAGAGAGUUCGAAAGUGUGGCCCCUCUCCUGGGGAACCUCGUGCAUCAAAGUGAACUCAGGAUCGCACUGGGCACAGAAACGUAUGAACUGAACAGAGUGGCAGCCUUUGGACAAGUCAGCCUUCACGAGCGAGAAACAGAUGCGCUUCCAUGUGAACUAGUAAAAACAACAGUCGACAACUUCCUUCAGAAAAUGGUGGUUAUCAGGAACGCGUUUGGUCGCACAGUGCAAACAUUCAGAAGACUACAAUAAACUUCUUCCUGAGUCCACUCGAUUGAUGCUUCAUGAAGGGCCAUGUAAUCAAAACAGUUGUCUUCAUAGAAUUUACACAAAAGUGCUUAUUCAUAAAUUACCAUAAAAUAAACAAAUUCUCAACUUUUGUAAUGUACGUUACUUCUAGUUUCUUGUUCAUCGCAAACAAAAAUAACUUUGAAUACAAAUAUAUACAUGUAAUUACAAGUAACAUUAAACAAUAUUAAUGAUUAACAUCGAAAACAAACGAAUAGUUCCGUUAGAUGAAAAUGUAUUUAAUGAUAUUAUCAUUCAUAUAUAUGGAUUGCGGUUCCUAAGAUCAUAUUGCCAGAAAAAUAUAAUUAAAUGCAAUAUCGUUUUAAACUGCUAUUUAUGUAUUAUUGUAACCUAAGCUUAAUCAUGUUUUACGAUAAAUUCCCGAUAUAAAUAUAAAAACUCGGAUUCUGGAUUGUUUUAUCUCAGCGAAACACUGCACCAUUAAUUGUUAACAUCGUUCUAAUUUUAAAACUAUGGAAAACCAAAGAAGAAAUUGCAUUUCCCUACUCUAUAUUUAGAAAUUUCUUUUGCUUAUAGUCUAAUUCUACAUAUUACGCUUACAUAUGU
This is a messenger RNA of Dreissena polymorpha, 1220 nucleotides long. RefSeq lists its product as uncharacterized. Bases 96 to 617 code for a protein of 173 amino acids. The record is from RefSeq and is a predicted model, not a curated record. NCBI's taxonomy places the organism in Eukaryota, Metazoa, Mollusca, Bivalvia, Myida, Dreissenidae. The transcript has 5 exons.